GAUAGCGCCAUACCACUCCCACGAGUCAAACAGCAAAGCGACACCAACUACUACACUCCAAAUACAUCAUCAGUGCAAGACAAGAGGAGACGUCGCGUCUCGAGCAUGAGAUGCUGAUGAUUGCGCCGCAUUUGGAGCACCGGUGCACGAACCGUUGUGCCAUGGGCAGAUCGGUCGGCAGCGGCAAGCCAUCGCCAACUCAGGAGCGGCAGAAACACGGAAGAAGAAGGAGACCGCAGAGAUGGAGCGAGAUGGCGAUGUUCGCUCUCUCCUUCAACAGGAUACUCGUGACCGCUACAUCGUUGUCGUUGACGGCAACGGCAGCCGAUGUUUCCCCGGGCGUGUCCACAACUUUGGCGGAGCGACAUGAGCAUGCGCGUGCGGAGCCGAUCCCGAAACCGAACGUGUUUUUCAUCAUAAUCGAUGACAUGGGGUGGAAUGACAUGGGCUACCAGAGCACCGACAUGCAUGCGGUCACGCCCAACCUGAACAGGUUGGCCGAGAGCGGGGUGAAGCUCUCUCAGUACUACAGCAUGUCCAUCUGCACCCCGGCCCGAGCUGCGCUCAUGACUGGUCGAUACCCUGUUCGCUACGGAUUCCAGUAUGAUGUCAUUCAUAUGGGCGCACCGUGGGGUCUGCCUCUCACGGAAAAGUUGUUUCCACAGUUCAUGAACGACGCUGGGUACACGUCUCACAUGGUUGGGAAGUGGCACCUCGGCUCGCACACAUUCAACCACAUGCCCCACCGGAGAGGCUUCGAGACGUACCUCGGCUACACGCAGGGCAGAGAGACCUACUGGACGCACGAGGCCAACUGGCACUACCCUUUUUCGCAACGAGACUACCCGCACCAACAGCCCCACCAGGACGGCAUCUUCUUCGACUUCGGGUUCGGCAACGAAACCGGCUACUAUGACGUGAUGCAGAAGUCACCACCCCCCGCUGGCGGCGAUGGCGAAGACUCCUUUUCUGCGCGCUCCCCCAGCAGUGCAAGCUCAUCUUCCGCGUCCCCGUUGCCCUCGACCCCCUCGUCCGGUUUGUCUUCAUCUUCAUCUUCCGAUGAGGUGAAGAGAGAAUACUCGUCCAAGAUUUUCACCGACAGGGCGCUGGAGAUUCUGCAAGGAAGGAUGACUUCUGACGACAAGCCCUUGUUCAUGUACCUUGCGUACCAGGCAGUGCACGAGCCCCUGGACACUCCUCCCGCCGAUGCUUUCAGUGCAGACGAAUUGGAGGUGCUGGAUGCCCUUAAAGACUCGUCGGCCUCGCCUCUUCGCAUUGACUUCGCCAAGGUGUUGAUGUAUUUGGACAAGAGCAUUGGGCGCCUGGUGGACUACCUCGAGAGAGAAGGUUGGAUGGACAACUCCAUCAUCGUCGUGGCCAGUGACAACGGGGGCUGUCCCAACUCAGGGGGAAGCAACUUUCCGCUGAGGGGGACCAAAGCCUCCUACUGGGAAGGCGGUACCAAGGUGCCUGCCCUCGUAUACUCUCCCAGCCACAUCCCCGAGGAGCGGCGGGGUGGGCAGUACGACGGCCUGAUGCACGUCACUGAUUGGCUCCCGACCUUAACGGCGGCCACGGGGAGCAGUGUUGUUGAGAGCCACCGGAACCUGGACGGCGUCAACCACUGGGAGCACAUCAUCGACGUCGACUCUGCGGGGUGUGGUGCGGAAGGUGGUAGCAGCAGCAGGGGCAGCAACAGCAGCUACAGUCCCAGGAAUGAGAUGCUGUACAAUUUCGACCCGUACUUCAUGGGAGCGGAGCGUGACAGACCGCUCCCCGAUCCCGAUAUUUCCCGAGCUCAAGGUGCUUUCCGGCAGGGGCAAUGGAAAUUGCUCUUCAAAGUGUGCUGUUUGGGCCACUAUGCCCUCGAGACUGACACUUCGUUCGCGAAUAAGAUGGUGUCCAAGAGCGGGACGUGCCGUCAUCAUGCGCACGACAAUCAGCAGUCAGCGGACCCAAGCAUGCCAAGAGAUGCCCCAGACUGUUACGAGUAUGGGUGCGUGGACAUCUGCGUGGAUGUGGCCGAUUGCAAGGACUGGCUGUUCGACUUGGAAAAUGACCCCACUGAAGAGCACGACCUUGCGGACACCUACCCAGAGGUUGUACAAAACUUGCGCGACCGCGUGUUCUCGGUGGUGGAUCAGGAAUAUUCGGACUCGCUGUGGGCUCCCCAAGACAUGACCGCUUACCACAUCUGGGAGAGUCACAACUAUUGGGUGGUGCCGUGGUUAGAGCCAGGACUGCGGUACAGGGCCGAAGAGGGAGUGGUCGCGUAAAAUGAUCUCUGGCCUUGGUGGUGGUGAUGUGAGAUGUAGUUCCGAAGCCGCAAUAGACGGAAUAAUUUGUGGUUGUGGUCAUCGACGGUGCUGUUGAUAGUCGGUGGUAGUCAAGAAGUUGUGAUAUCCCGAGUGUUGUAAUUGCCUUGAUCUAGAACUAAACGCGACGGUUGAUUGCCGAAAUUUUGUUUGAGAUAAUCUCCCUCCCCCCCCAAAACGUUCCUGUGGUGGGUGCCUCCUGGAGCGUCCUUGAUCCUCGAAGGGAGGUGCGGCAUCUCCGCUACCUGCCUCACUUCCGUUGCGAAAACUGAGAAUGUUACUCAUUCUCAAUUUUGAGAUCGAUCGCCGCCGACGUGUUGUCGCAUGCCAAAAAUCAACAUUCGCUCUACAGCCGG
Ectocarpus sp. CCAP 1310/34 is the source of this 2671-nucleotide messenger RNA. The record is from the annotation of a GenBank genome assembly. Lineage: Eukaryota; Phaeophyceae; Ectocarpales; Ectocarpaceae.